Messenger RNA from Penicillium olsonii, 3531 nucleotides. The record is from the annotation of a GenBank genome assembly. Lineage: Eukaryota; Fungi; Ascomycota; Eurotiomycetes; Eurotiales; Aspergillaceae.
AUGACGGAGAUACGGUCCUCGCAAGCUGGUCUGGAGGAUCCGGACCGGCAGGCUCGUCGUGUCUCGAAGAACCCCAACCGGGACGUCAACCGGCCGGAGGAGUCAUCACAACCGACCUCCGAUCCCGACUCCCGCCCAUCGAAAUCAUCCACAAAACAGGCGCCUCCCAUCACCGAUGUCUCAGAAGCAGCGGCCACCUUCCGCCAGGCCUUUCCAAGUAUCUACGGUGGCCGCACCCCGUCGAAUCGCUCCUCGUCCAGCUCCCUGCAAGCCCUCAAUGAGGAUACCGUGGUCGAUGCGCGAUCGGAAAAUGGAAGCAUAGGCAGAAGGCCCCGAAGAACAUCGAGGCAGUCGGAGAGUGAACUACCUGUGUACCCCGAUCAGUCCUAUGCCUCCCUCCAGUCACAAGUCCACCCCACCUGGCAACCACCUCUGGUCGCAGAGCCGGAUCCUCUGCCCCGGUUUGCGUAUGCCCGUGGGGUGCGGACUGCGGGAAACACUCCGCUCUCGAGCCCAGGGCUGUUCUCCAUGAGACAUUCCCGUCACUUUGGAACGCCAUCGGGAUCCGACGAUGAUGUGUCCACUGGAAGCUCCCUCCUCCACCCCUCCCACUUGCAGCCGCCAAAAGAGACGCACACCGCCGCGGUAGAUCGCGACAUAAUCACUGGAAACAAGACCAUCAACCAGUAUGAAAUUUUGGAGGAGCUUGGGCGUGGUGAACACGGGAAAGUGAAACUGGGUCAGCAUGUUGCGACCGGUCAACAGGUGGCCAUCAAAAUUGUACAGCGAUACUCCACUCGGCGUCGGUUAGGCAAACUCGGUAAUCCCGAAGACAAAGUCAAGAAAGAGGUUGCUAUUCUGAAGAAGGCGCGACAUCCAAAUGUCGUCAGUCUGCUUGAAGUUAUCGAUGAUCCGAACCGGCAGAAGGUAUACAUCGUGCUGGAGUACGUGGAAAAUGGCGAGAUCGUCUGGCGCAAAAAAGGUCUCCGAGAAAUCGUUCAUGUCGACAAAUUGCGCUUCGAGCGAGAGAAGAACGGAAUUCCAGACACCCCCGCCUUCUUGGAAGAGAGCCAUCAGUUUAUUCGAACCGCUCAGCAUUUGCGGCGUCAACGGGAACGGGCACGCGAACGGGUUGAGGCACAGGCUGCCGAUGCCCAGCAAGGGCCCAUCCCUGCCUGGAGUUUGGAACACGGUGCAGAGUCCUCGGACGAGGAUGAGGAUACUGGUCUCCCGAUCAGGAGAUCGUCUAGCCGCUCUGUUGCCGUGACAGAUGACUCUAGUCCGUCUUCCGCUCAAGACGCAUCGCUCAACGCCGUCGAAGGCACCAUGUAUGGCGCUUACUCUGAUUACCCAUUCGAACGGCGUUUCAGUACCACCUCCAGCAGCUUUGGUUAUGCCCCUUCGGAACCUGAGUGGUCCGCAGAGGGUGAUGAUAUGGCAUAUGUUCCUUGUUUGACUAUCAGUGAAACCCGCAGCGCAUUCCGAGACUCGGUGCUUGGCUUAGAAUAUCUUCACUACCAGGGCAUCAUCCAUCGUGACAUCAAGCCGGCCAACCUCCUCGUCACCAGCAAUCACCGGGUGAAAAUCUCCGACUUUGGUGUAUCAUACCUGGGCCGACCGAUGCGCGACGAGGAAGAAGAACAAGUGGGCGAGACCGACGCAACAGAGUUGGAUGAUGCCCGUGAGCUGUCCAAGACGGUCGGCACACCUGCCUUCUAUGCCCCUGAGCUAUGUUACACUGGCGAUGACUUCGUGGAAACGAUCGGGUCGAUUCCCAAAAUCACCGGCGCAAUCGACGUUUGGUCUCUUGGUGUUACAUUGUACGGAAUGGUUUUCGGCCGUCUGCCGUUCGUUUCAGAUGACGAGUACAGCAUGUUCCAGACGAUCGUGAAGAAGGAGGUUUUCAUCCCACGAAAGCGCCUGGUGCCCGUCGUUGAUGACGAGUGCGAUUCUAGUCAAUGGAACCUCAGAAGCAGUGAUGAGCUUGUUUAUGAGGAUAUUGACAAUGAGCUAUAUGAUCUCCUGAGGCGCCUGUUGACCAAGGACCCCAUCAAACGGAUUACGUUGAAGGAGAUCAAGCACCACCCGUGGACUCUCCACGGUCUUCCUAACCCUCGCAUUUGGAUUGAGGAAACCGACCCCGGCUACCAAAGCAAGGGCAAGAAGAUCGAGGUUUCGAAUGAAGAAGUGACCAGUGCUGUCAGCAAGGUUCCAUUCAUUCAGCGUGUCCGGUCUAACGUCGCCAAAUGGUUUGGCGGCAAGUCCAAAGACUCCAAGGAGAAGGAGAACCGUAAGCGCACAACGGGCGCAACACCUUCAACUGAAACUUUGUCUUCCACUGCAACCAACAGUACGUUCGGAAAAACUUCGCGCGACAGCCGCCGAUCCAGUUUGCGAGGAGAUGAAGAUUUCUUCCGUCCACUCAAAUUUGGUAACCAGGGACACCCGCUUGCUCAGAGUGUCACUGCCAGCCCAGUCGACAAAGGUGAUUGGGAUUCUUACUUUGAGACGGCACCCCCAGUCGCCGUGAAGCCUUCCGUUGCUGCCAAGUUGGCUGCAGCCCCUCCUCCCACCGUCACACCCCGACCUGGUCCUCCCCGGCGAGCAAAGUCCUCCAUGUCCACGACUGAAUCUACAAAGACGGUCAAGCCAACUAAUUUCGACAUCCCAAUGACUGUCCGACCUCGUUCGGGUGUGCAUUCCUCUAUCAUCGAAGCUUUGGGCCAGACCAAUUUCGGGAGUCUAUUCAGCGGAGCCAGUCGUCGAGCAUCACGAGGUAGUCGCAGCCGACGCACAUCGCCAUCUGGUGAAACAGGAUCUCUGCGGCGAGAUGAAGAGCGUGCCCCGGAGACCAGUACAGCCGAGCCCAGCAUCGCUGUCAGCAACGCAUCUGCACAAGGACAAGUGCGUAACCCCGGUCUAUGGCAUGACAAAGAUCAGCCUUCCGAGGGAUUGGCCCCGGUUCACGCGCACCGACGCAACCGUUCCUCACAGCUUGAGGACCAUUCAUACGCAGACUCUUUCCACGCCACGAGGGAUGCUCUUCGCCGCAGAAGAAGCGACGUUGAUCCUGGCGAGGGCAACCCCCUCCGAGUAGAUUACGCAAUGUACUCGACCGAAUCCCUCCUCCUACCACCCAUCAACCCACCGACCCACCAAUGCCCCGAAACCACGAUCAAUGGGUUGACCUCCACCCCGCCCACCAUUUCUUCCUCUUCCGCCGACGACUUCACCAGUGGCAUGUCGCAAAGUGCCUCGCACCCUAGCAUCCCCUCCGUUGUUUCCAACGCCUCUUCCCUGUCCGCGGACGGCUACUCCUGUAAAAAUGAAGAUAUGGAAGAAGUUCCGUCCAUCCUACGCACCGGUGAAACAGUCAAACCCAGCGGUCGAAGCUCGCCACCCGGGCCCCCUGAAGAAGAUGAGUCCCGCUACUACUGCGACGACGAAGACGAAGAUGAGUCCUCCUCAGAGGAAGAAGUCCUCAUGAUUGGGAAGCGCAAGCCCGCAAAGACUGAUUCGCCUUCGAACUGA